Linum trigynum is the source of this 2604-nucleotide messenger RNA. Lineage: Eukaryota; Viridiplantae; Streptophyta; Magnoliopsida; Malpighiales; Linaceae. The record is from the annotation of a GenBank genome assembly.
AUGGUGGGUUCUACUGCCGUUGCUGCAUCUUCCAGUAGUUUGACUCAGCCGCAACCGCAACCGCUGCCGGCGGCGCAGAUUAUGUCCGCUAGAGUGAGGAAAACGAUACAGUCGAUUAAAGAGAUUGUGGGGAAUUUCUCUGAUGCUGACAUCUAUAUGGCGCUCAAGGAGUCCAAUAUGGACCCUAAUGAAACUGCACAAAAGUUGCUUAAUCAAGACCCCUUCCAUGAGGUGAGGAGAAGAAAAGACAGGAAGAAGGAGAGUAUGGGUUACAGGGAUUCAGAACAGUUCAGAAGAGGUUCUGAGAAUUUUAUUCAAGGAGUUAGGACAUUUAAUGACCGCAAUGGCAGACGAGGAGGCUACACCCGUCAUGCUGUCCCUAGUAAUAGUGGACCGAGUAGAGAGUUUCGUGUUGUGAGGGACAAUAGAGUCAAUGGAAAUACAAAUAGAGAACUGAAGUCUAAUAUUUCUGAAAGUUCAUCGUCCAAUGAGCAUGCUGUGAAGGGUUCAACUGUAAAUUCAAGCUCUCUGAAAGCGUCUGCUGAACUCGGUCCAUCUCAGGCUACUAAUGGGCAUACUGUUUCUCAUGGUGUUAGACACAAUAGAGAUGCUAACUCGAGCGGAACUGAAAGGAGAACUAAUUUGGAUGAGAAAAGGGCAGUGACACCCGGUGCAGCUUCACGAUUACAGGGAGGAAGACCUAACAGUUCUCAAAACCAGUCUGCCACUGUUGUUGGGGUAUAUUCUUCUGCAACAGAUCCUGUCCAUGUUCCUUCGCCGGAUGCCAGACCAUCGGCUGCCGUUGGAGCUAUUAAACGUGAAGUUGGUGUGGUGGGAGGUCGCCGACAAACUUCUGGAAGUCCAAUGAAAGAUCCAUCUGCAACUAGUAGUUCAUUGCCGAGUUCUGCAUUGGCCAAGGAUAGCCCUUUGUCAGAGCCAUUCCAACCCUUUCUUGCGAUCUCUAAGAAUGACCAAGUUAGUCAUCAAGCUAAUGCAAGUGAAGCUGUUGUGUCUGGUGUUACUGUUAGCAGAUCAUUCUUAGGUGGUCAGUAUAGCAGUAGACCUCAUCAACAAAGUGCAGGUCAUCAAAAGGCUUCUCAGCAUAAUAAAGAGUGGAAACCAAAAACAACUCAGAAGGUUAGUGUCAAUGGGCCUGGAGUCAUCGGGACACCCACAAAAUCAAGUUCUCCUGUUGCUGAUAAUUCUAAGGGAUUGAAAAAUGAUGCUGGUGAUUUGCCUCAUAAGCUUUCUCGGGUGAACAUCAAUGAAAACCAGAAUGUGAUCAUUGCACAGCACAUUCGGGUGCCUGAAACUGACCGUUGCAGGCUUACCUUUGGAAGUUUUGGGGUUGAGCUUGAUUCCGCCAGGAAUUUCAGUUCUGGAUUUUCAACAGUUGGGGUCACAGAAGAAAAUAAAAUGCAAUCUACUACUAGUUUGACUGCAUCUGUUGCGGAGUCUACGGGUGAUGAUGCUUCUGGUACCAAGCACGAUGAAGUAUCAGCUGAGAAAUUGAGACACUCUGGCUCUGUUUCUCCAGCUUCAGGCGGAGCAUCUGAGCCACAGUUGCCUGAUAAAUCUCCAAGUCCUCCAAACUUGGAUAAUUAUGCUGAUAUCAGUUUGGUUCAAGAAACCAGUCCGUCGUAUGAUCACGCCGAGUCACACCAUCAGCAUCAAGAUCCUCCUGAAUUACAGAGCUUUCAAGGGUAUGAUCCACAGACUAGUUAUGAUAUGUCGUACUUUAGACCUUCGUACGAUGAAACUGCAAGAGGACAUCAUGGUGUGCCUUCUCCCCAGGAGUCCCUAGCUUCACACUCAGCCCACAGCAUUCCAUCGUCUACAAUACCAAUGUUACAGCAGCAGCACCACCAUCAACCAAUCACUGCUCAGAUGUACCCACAAGUGCACAUGCCCCACUUUGCCAACAUGAUGCCGUUCCGCCAGUUUGUUUCCCCACUUUACCUACCACAGAUGGCCAUGCCUGGCUACUCAACCAACGCUGCUGCAUAUGCACAUCCAUCGAACGCCAGCAGUUAUUUGCUGAUGCCUGGAGGUGGAUCCCACCUCAAUGCCAAUGGGUUAAAGUAUAGUGUACAACAGUUCAAGACAGUUCCUGGUAGCAGUCCUUCUGGUUUUGGAAAUUUCACUAGCCCAACUGGAUACGCGAUGAAUGCUCCUGGUGUGGUUGGGAAUGGAACAGGACUUGAAGACCCUUCUCGGAUUAAGUAUAAGGAUGGAAGCCUCUAUGUCACUAAUCCACAGGCCGAGGCAUCUGAGAUGUGGAUUCAGAACCCGAGGGAGCUCCCUGGCAUGCAAUCUGCUGCUCAAUACUACAACAUGACAGGACAAACGCCCCAUGCUGCUGCUUAUCUGCCGGCUCACGCUGGUCAUUCAUCAUUCAAUGCUGCGGCACAAUCUUCACACAUGCAGUUUCCGUUGUACCCUUCAGCACAACCAGCUGGGAUGGCCAACCCGCACCAUAUGGGUCCUCCAGUAAUGGGCGGUGGCGUUGGAGUUGGUGUGGCGCAAGCUGCACCUGGUGGUCAAGUAGGUGCUUACCAGCAGCAGCCUCAACUGGGCCAUCUCAACUGGACCACAAACUUCUGA